UUUGCUAUCUUGUUAGACGGUCUUUCACACUGUUUCCUGAAAGUAACUCUUUCUUUUGAAACAGCCCAAACUCAAGAAACAAGAGCCGUCAUGCCAGGGAAAAAGGCUGCAAAGAGACAAAUCGAAAAUAAGGCUGAGGAUUCAAACGCUGCAAAAAAAGUCAAAGUAUCCCACAGGAGUCAUGGGCAGGAGAAGGGGUUGGUGUUGGUGUUGGGACAGGGGGAUGUUGGCCAGUUGGGCUUGGGAGAGGAUAUCCUGGAGAGAAAGAAGCCGGCCCUUGUGACACUCCCUGAAGGCGUGGUGCAGGCGGUGGCUGGAGGCAUGCACACAGUCUGCCUCAGUGACACGGGAAAUAUCUAUACAUUUGGCUGCAAUGAUGAAGGUGCCCUGGGACGGGACACGUCAGAGGAAGGUUCAGAGAUGGCCCCCGGGAAGGUGGAGCUGGCGGAGAAGGUGGUGCAGGUGUCUGCUGGGGACAGCCAUACAGCUGCACUAACUGAGGAUGGCACUGUCUACAUUUGGGGCUCCUUCAGGGAUAACAACGGGGUCAUUGGACUUCUUGAACCCAUGAAGAAAUGUACUGUACCUACAAAAGUCCCCAUAGAUGAGCCAGUGGUUAAAAUCGCUUCAGGGAAUGAUCAUUUGGUGAUGCUGACUCUAAAUGGAGAUCUCUACACAUCUGGCUGUGGAGAGCAAGGGCAGCUGGGAAGAGUACCAGAGCGUUUUGCCAACCGAGGAGGCCGGAAAGGACUGAUGAGGCUGCUGGAGCCACAGAUGGUGAUGGUGCGGCCGCGAGGCAAGGUCAUCUUCACAGACGUCUUUUGUGGGGCGUACUUUACCUUCGCCGUCUCCAAAGACGGACACGUCUACGGCUUCGGCCUCUCCAACUACCACCAGUUAGGAACCCAGGGCACAAACACCUGCUUUGCCCCUGUAAAACUCACAGCCUUCAAAAACUCCACCACCUCCUGGGUCUGCUUCUCUGGAGGACAACAUCACACAGUCUGCCUGGACUCGGAAGGCAUGGUGUACAGUCUAGGACGAGCAGAGUAUGGGAGACUUGGUCUGGGACAGGGGGCAGAGGAGAAGAGUGAGCCCACGCCGGUUGGAGGGAUCAGUGGAGCUCAGGUGGUUGCUUGUGGGGCAUCUGUUAGUUUUGCUGUCACCAAAGAAGGCUCUGUGUUUGCCUGGGGCAUGGGCACCAACCUGCAGCUGGGCACAGGAGAAGAGGAUGAUGAAUGGAGCCCUGUGGAGAUGACUGGCAAGCAGCUGGAAAAUCGCGCAGUUCUGUCAGUGUCCAGCGGGGGGCAGCACACAGUCCUGCUGGUCAAAGACAAACAGGAGAGUUGAUGAUGCUGGAUCAAGAGCAGAGCAGUGGAAGAACUGCAUCGACUAUAAACAAUGUGUUCAUCAGGGGAGGGGGGGGUUUUAAGUUGGUGGAGACUGCCUGUGCUGAACCGUGCUAGCCUUGAGAAUGGAGAUGACAGCUUGUGAGCGGGGGAAAAAGGAGGAUGUGUCCCUACUGAAGAGCUCCUGUGUUCAGGGGAGUCUCACCUUUCGCUGGAUUAUAUUCCAGUAGAUCAUGAUCCAAGAGAGAAACUAUUUUUUUAAGCCUUGUUUUGUGUUUCAUUUUCUUAAUUCCUUAAAAUUGAGUAUCUUUUAGAAUGCCUUUUGGGGAUGUCAGUUGGUGUGUGAAUGAAUCUUGUAUGUAUGUAUGUAUUGGAAAGUGAUUUAAAAAGACCUUUUAGAUAAAUCCCCAUUACAGUAUUUUAAAAACUUUGCAAUUUGCUCAAGCAAUAAAAAAGUAUGCCUGUAAGUGCAGUUUAUCAUCUGUGUACAAGACAAAGGAUGUUUUAUUUGGCAUGAUUUCAUGGUUUACGUGAAAAAUAAGAAUUGGCAUAACUUCAUUGCGUCUGUAAUGUCAUUAUUGCUGUUCGGUGGGGAAUUUAAUAAAAAAAAUUAA
Messenger RNA from Chanos chanos (milkfish), 1963 nucleotides. It is a transcript of the gene rcc1, whose product is annotated as regulator of chromosome condensation 1. Bases 91 to 1350 code for a protein of 419 amino acids. NCBI's taxonomy places the organism in Eukaryota, Metazoa, Chordata, Actinopteri, Gonorynchiformes, Chanidae. Gene Ontology annotation, cellular component: cytoplasm. Gene Ontology annotation, molecular function: guanyl-nucleotide exchange factor activity. The record is from RefSeq and is a predicted model, not a curated record. The transcript is spliced from 10 exons.